This is a messenger RNA of Orycteropus afer afer, 1400 nucleotides long. RefSeq names its product nerve growth factor receptor (gene NGFR). Gene Ontology annotation, biological process: Rho protein signal transduction. The record is from RefSeq and is a predicted model, not a curated record. Gene Ontology annotation, molecular function: coreceptor activity; nerve growth factor binding; death receptor activity. Gene Ontology annotation, cellular component: cell surface; plasma membrane. NCBI's taxonomy places the organism in Eukaryota, Metazoa, Chordata, Mammalia, Tubulidentata, Orycteropodidae.
CGGCCAGCUCCGGCGGGCGGCGGGCGCUGGAGCGCAGCGCAGCGCAGCCCUAUCGGUCCGCGGAGCGGGCGGAGCUGGCAGCGGAGCGCGGCCGCUGAAGACUGGCGAUGGGGGCAGGUGCCGCCGGCCGUGCCAUGGAUGAACCACGCCUGCUGCUGCUGCUCCUGCUUCUACUCCUGGGGGUGUCCCUCAGCGGGGCCAAGGAGGCAUGUUCCACAGGCUUGUACACCCACAGCGGUGAGUGCUGCAAAGCCUGCAACCUGGGCGAGGGUGUGGCCCUGCCCUGCGGAGUCAACCAGACUGUGUGUGAGCCCUGCCUGGACAGCGUGACCUUCUCCGAUGUAGUGAGUGCCACCGAGCCGUGCAAGCCCUGCACCGAGUGCGUCGGCCUGCAGAGCAUGUCAGCGCCAUGCGUGGAGGCGGACGACGCUGUAUGCCGCUGCGCCUAUGGCUACUAUCAGGACGAGACGACAGGUCGCUGCGAGGCAUGCCAAGUGUGCGAGGCGGGCUCGGGCCUCGUGUACUCGUGCCAGGACAAGCAGAACACUGUGUGCGAGGAGUGCCCCGAUGGCACGUACUCCGAUGAGGCCAACCACGUGGACCCGUGCCUCCCCUGCACGGUGUGUGAGGACACUGAGCGCCAGCUGCGCGAGUGCACGCGUUGGGCUGACGCGGAGUGCGAGGAGAUCCCUGGCCGUUGGAUCACACGGGCCACGCCCCCAGAGGGUUCGGACAGCCCAGCUCCCAGCACUCAGGAGCCAGAGGGACCUCCGGAGCUAGACCUCCUAGGCAGCACUGUGGCAGAUGUGGUGACCACAGUGAUGGGCAGCUCCCAGCCCAUGGUGACCAGAGGCACCGCCGACAACCUCAUCCCCGUCUAUUGCUCCAUCCUGGCGGCUGUGGUUGUGGGUCUUGUGGCCUACAUUGCCUUCAAGAGGUGGAACAGCUGCAAGCAGAACAAGCAAGGAGCCAACAGCCGGCCGGUGAACCAGAGCCCCCCACCCGAGGGCGAAAAACUCCACAGUGACAGCGGCAUCUCUGUGGACAGCCAGAGCCUGCAUGACCAGCAGCCCCACACUCAGACGGCUGCAGGCCAGGCCCUCAAGGGUGACGGAGGCCUCUACAGCAGCCUGCCCCCAGCCAAGCGGGAGGAGGUGGAGAAACUGCUCAACGGCUCUGCGGGGGACACGUGGAGGAACCUGGCGGGCGAGCUGGGCUACCAGCCCGAGCACAUAGACUCCUUCACCCACGAGGCCUGCCCUGUCCGUGCCCUGCUCACCAGCUGGGCCGCCCAGGACAGCGCGACACUUGACGCCCUCCUGGCCGCCCUGCGCCGCAUCCAGCGAGCCGACAUUGUUGAGAGCCUGUGCAGCGAGUCCACGGCCACGUCCCCUGUGUGA